GUUUCGAGUUAAAAAAAAAAGAAAAAAAAGAAUCCCUCUGCAUUCAAGAGUAGCUGGAUAGAUGGAAGCAUUACCCACAUACUAAGUAAUAUACGGUGUAAUAGCUUUUUACUACAGAAUUUAAUUUCAGACAUCGCAAAAGAAAAUCCACAGAAGUUGUCAUAAAUAUGAAAACCACGAUCUCCCAAUGUGAAUCAUCUACAGAUGCACUUGACACAUUACACUUUCCCUCAGUUUAUUGAGGAAAUUUAGAGAUUUAUUUUGUAUUUUAACAGUAAGCUCCCCCACAAAGAAGACUAAAUUGUGUGCCGUAAUAACUACAAAUCAGUUCCAGAAGCGUUUUGUCCCUUGACUGAAGAAGACAGAGGAGGAAGAUUAUUAAAACUGGUGGUUAGCAGUGCCCUCUGGAGAGUUAUUUCCCUUACAAGCCAAGAUGGCAGGCAUUAGCCCAGAGCUGGCAUCUCUGAUGAAAAAAGGGAAAUCUGCCAUAGCUGCCCACUUUAAGACAGCAUUUGCCGAGGAUAAAUUGUUAAACGAGUUAUUGAACACAGUGUUCAACCCAGAAAAGGCAAUUGAUGACUAUGAAAAUCUUGAAUGGUAUCGUUUCCUGAUCGCUGGUGGUAAAAAGUUCGAGGAUUAUGCAAACCUAGUGCGUAUUUAUGACAAUGCGACAACAUGUGGCCUUGUGUGGACUGCAAAUUUUGUGGCCUAUAGGUGUCGUACAUGUGGUAUAACACCAUGCAUGUCACUCUGCUCCAAGUGUUUUCAGGCUGGAAAUCACGAAGGACACGACUACAACAUGUUCCGUAGCAAGGCUGGAGGAGCUUGUGAUUGUGGAGAUGCAAGUGUAAUGAAUCCUGCUGGGUUUUGCUCCCGACACCUUCCUGGACCUAACCGAUACCAGUUGGUUCCACCACGUGAAGUGAUGGCACUACCAGAAGUAGUCAUGCCACGACUAUUUAUCCGCCUGCUAUACCACUUAAGAGAAUUUGCUAAAGUAGAGGCUGCCGAUAUCAGUCAGAUAGCAAUGCAAGAUGCAGACUCUUAUUUAAGUUUCCUGCACAGUCUUUGUGAGAUGGGUGCUGUCAUGAUGAAGCAGAUGGGCAAAACUCUUACUGAUCCUGUAAUCUAUGAGAAAUUCACUCAGAGUGAAGGUUGCUACCACUCAGAAAGCCAGAAAAAUUAUUUACAGGCUGUGAAAGAGAUGACUUAUCCUCCAUCAUUUGAUGUCUUUAGCAACAAAAUCUGUUUGGACCAGAAACUACUGCACACCACAAUCUUGGAUGAAUUAGUCUUUUGGAUGGUCAAGUUGGAAUUACCACAGAAGAUUGUUACGUUAUUACUAAGUCUUCUGCCAGAUGAUCAUUACAAGCAAGCCUUUACAAAGGCUUUUGUGCAGCACUACAGUCGAGUAUCAUUGGUUGUGGUCAAGUCUAAAGACCACUAUGCAGUAGCACAUCGUGUGGUCCACAUCAGUGUUCAGUUGUUCAGCAAUGAAACGUUAGCAAGGACCAUGUGCAAAGACUACAACCUGCUCUACAUCCUUGUCUUCAGUCUACGCCACAUGGUGGAAUCUGUUUUCAUGCAGAGUACAUUACAGAACAAUUUCAAGAACUUCCAUAAUGUCGUAGACUGUGAUUCUAAAGCCAUGAAAGAUCAUUGUUAUUGGCCAAUUGUUAGUGAUUUGAUCAACUUGUUGUCUCAUCAUACCAUUGCCUUGCAAUUUAUGGAAAAUGUUAACUUGGUUAAUACAUGGCUUUGCUUGCUUGUUUAUUUCCAAGGUUGUAAUUUAAAUGAACGAGAACUUACUCAGCAUGUUGAAUUUGAGCCAGACACGUAUUAUGCUGCUUUUUCUGCUGAACUUGAAAUCUCGGCAUCUCCAAUGUCGUAUUUGAUCUCUCAUUGUAAGGACAGUAAAACUGCCCAUUGUACAAAAGCAAUAGUCGCUGCUUGUCUGGAAACUCUUGAAGAUUGGUUUGAGUCGAUUAAUUUUGAUGCAAAUAAAGGCGACAAGACAAGUUACCUGCAGCUGGCUUUCCACCUGCCUCUUCAUCGUUACCUAGCUGUAUUCUUGGCUUAUGCUGUCCAACAUCAAGCUGUACCUAUCACACAAAUGUUACCUUCUUAUUCAAAGCUGAAGAACUUGUUGAUGUUUCCACUGCGAAUUCAGGCUGGAAUUGCUGAAAUCAAUGCUAAUUUAUGGCUAAGAAAUGGUCUGCAGAUCAAAGGACAGGCAAUGACUUAUGUUCAGUGCCAUUUCUGCUAUUCUAUGUUAGAUGCUGAUCUUUACCUGAUACAGGUGUGUGCAGCCCAUCUCCCACCUAACGAGUUUGUGAGAAUUGUUAUCGAGAGCUUUCAUCUUACAAACUGGCUCUUGUUAUGCCCUAAACCAAUCAAAAUUGGUUGUAUAUUGGAAUCCGAACAAGAACUGGCAUUAGUGGAGAGUGCCUUAUCUUUCCUAGCUAUGUUGCAGUCCGUACGCACCUAUCUGGGUAUCAGUGAGAAGGAGUUAGUCCGUGUUGAGAUGGUGGCUUUGCUUUGUGUUAAUGACCGCACACACAGCCAGUUGAUGGAUUCAAUGCCAGAGAAGUCUGGAUUAGCUGUUCAUGAGAAAUGUUACUUUGAGUCUACCUUGAAAGCAGUGGCAGACUACAAAGCACCAGUUCUUGAAUCUGGAGGAGGUUUACAGCAAGGAACCUAUAUGCCAAAAGGUUUUCUUUGGGAUCAAGAAUUUGACCCUAUCCAAGUGUCAACUCGAGCUGUCUACAAAAGAGACAUUCAGUCUGCCAUGGACCGGUACCAUGCCUAUCUUAAGCAAUCUGGGAAAUACACAGGUAAAAGCACCCCAUGGCCACCGAUAAAGAUUCCUGGUAAGAUUCUGCCAGCUUAUGAUGGUCUCAGAAGAAUGUUACAUUGCAGAACACUGCAUGGUUUUAUCUUCUCUGUUUUGUACAAGGCUAUGAAGGAAACCCAUAUCUCUGAGACUAUUCUCUACUUUUGUGUCUUCCUCUUGGAACUGGGCACCAGAUUUCCUGCAACUGAAAUUCAGGAAUAUCGCUGCAAGAAACAGGUCAAAGAUGGUGACUAUGAAAAUUGGUUCCCCACUGACUGUCUGCAGACAAAUGCAGCUCACAGAAUUCAAGAGAUACUCAUUUCUGAUUUCUCAAAUCCAGAUAAAGAUCCCAGUCCUAUGUCUUUUGUUGCAAAUAUAUUUUCUAAAGACUUUGGUGCUGCCUCAAAAUUAUUCACUACCACGAAUCCUAACUGUUCAAAUUCCUCUAAUAAUGUGGAUGAUGAAGCCAGUGGCCAGAUGCACAUUAAUUGUGAUUCUAAGGAUGAAGUCGAAGAGAAAGAUGAUACCUGUAGACGAGAGAUUGUGAAAGAAAGUCUGAUCUCGUUACUGAUGAAACUCCAUUGUAAGUUGUCUGCUAAGAAACAACCUUCUUACAUCCCCACCUCAAUGAGGAAGUGUUCAGAACGGUCAUCAGCGGACCAAAGUAAUCCUUCUGCAAACUGCGGUGAUGGACCUUACUAUAUUGGUCUCUUAUUGGACCGACUUGCAUCACAGGACUAUUCCUGUUUACAAGAAACAGAAAGAAUUUACCAUGAAACAAAACCUAAAGUGAGAGAGAAACAACAGCCGCAAGAAAGAGGCACAGCAACAUCAGAAGAUCUCGAAAAAGAGGAAAGACGGAAGAAGGCACGGGAACGGCAGCAGAAAUUAAUGGCAGAGUUUGCUUCCAAACAGAAAGCUUUCAUGGAACAAGCAAUGGACAUGGAUGAUAUCAGUGAAGAUGUCCAAGAUAAUGGUGAGCAGUCAGUGUUAGAAGAUGGUUUCCAUUGUGCCAUAUGCAGUCAGACUAUGCCAAGUACUUCAGAACGUCCUUUUGGCAUUGUGGUUCUGCUAUUGUCCACUAGUGUUCUUGGUCAUUGUCCAAGUCAAGAACAACGGCGACAUUUGCCAGUUGGGAAGAUGAAGUUCAAACGUGUACCGUUGUCUUGUGCAGAUAUUAGGAAACAACAUCUUAACCUUAUAAUGAAAUAUUAUUCAGAGACAUCUGUUUGUAAAUCUGUCAAUAUAGGCUGGGAAGGUGGCGUUUUAGUACAAUCUUGUGGCCAUUACCUUCACCUGGAUUGCCAUAAGCAGUACUUAGAAUCAUUAAAGGGGCCAUAUCUCCAACAGACUCUGGCUGUGAACGAUGGAGAGUACUGGUGUCCUGUGUGCCGUCAGCUUGCAAAUGCUGUCAUUCCUAUAAUUCCUAACGACAGGAAACCAACACCAAUUCCUCCACCAACGGAUGCUAACAAUCUGCAGAAAAUGGCACAAGACAUUGAACAGUUACUGCAACAACAGGCACAAGCCAGUUUGUUUCUAGCCCAGAAGUGUUCUUUGAUCGAUGAAUUAACCAAUGCCACUCACCCCAUGUACAGGAAAUACUGUGAUGACAAUUCAGCCAACAUCUGGCUCUUCACUUGUUCCAUUAUCAGAACUAAUUUGGAAUUGGAACUUCUAGGCUAUGGUGGUCAGUUAUUUACCAGGGAGUCACCUUCAAGUAAACCUAAAGUUUUCAUGCCACUUUUCCGUAUGUUGAGUUAUUCCUGCAAAACCUUACCUCCAGUGCCCCAGACUGAUCUUUGGAAAUUAAUUACAGGUGUGGCUGUGAUAGGAGAUAGUAGCUCUUCAUUUUCAAGUGUUCCUGGUCAAGUGCCUAUUUUGCUGAGAGACCCUGUGGCUCUGCUUUUGAAUUUCUUACUUCAGUUGCCAGAAGUCAGUAAACAGCAUUUCAGUUAUGUGGUGAACUCUCUGUAUAACAUGGCCUAUAUCCAAGCGAUGGUGGUGACCAGCCUGAAGUUGACUUCUAAUGAAAGAGUAGCUUGGUGUAAAAAACGCAUGAGUGAUUCCUUGCAAGAAGUCAGUGGAAUGAUGAGUCAUGUCAUUACACGACUGCAACUCAGUCAACUGUACGAUGAGAAAGAUCAGCAACUUGGGUGUAUAUCGCAGUGGAUCUGGAGUCCAGACAGUAUAGAAAAUGUUUUACAGUCAUAUUUGCUUCCUUAUUUAAGAAUUGCUGCACUCUUACAGCGACAUUUAUUUGAUGAAGAAUUCCCACAGAAAAAGUAUCCAUCUGAAUUUACCUACCUCUGCCACUACCUCAUGUUAGGUGGAAAGUCUUGUGAUAGCCAGCCAAGCGCAUCUGUUGAUACUCAAUCAGGAUUAUCUAUUCCUCGCAAAAUAGAAGAAACUCAACGAACUGAACAUUUUGUUCAAUUCUGUGUACCUGAGAUUUUACCAAUCACCCGGUUCUGGCUACAUGAAUUAGCUACAGCAAUUGAUGGACCUCCUUCUCUCAAGAAUCAAGUAUGUCACCCCAAAUCACACUCAUGUCUUCAACUCAUACAUAGAUGCAUUAAGUCAUACGAGUAUUUACUUCCUUCAAGUUUUUUUUUCCAUCCACCAAGGCUUGUGGAACUUCCUGAUCAAUACUACAAAAUAUUCCAGGAGUACCGCAACAAAACCUGUAUGAUUUGUAACAAAAUUCCUCGAGAUCCAACGAUAUGUUUAAUAUGUGCAGAGUUUCUCUGCUUCCGAGAAGCUUGCUGUGAACAUGAAUCAGUUCGAGAAUGUGUACAGCAUUCAAUAACUUGUGGGGCUGGAACGGGUGUGUUUCUGUUGGUAAACUCAAGCAUAGUAGUUGUGAUCCGUGGCCAGAGAGCAGCACUUUGGGGAUCAGUCUAUCUCGACAAACAUGGUGAGGAAGAUGAAGAACUGAGACGUGGAAAGCCUCUCUACCUAAGUGAAGAACGUUAUCAGCUAUUGGAGCAGCAAUGGCGUACACACAAUUUUGACCAUGCCUGCAAACAGUGGAUCUGGCACAAGAAUAACUUAUGACCUGGACUUAAACUGCUCUAGCAGUUGCUGCCUUUGCUCACCAUUAUAAUAAUAAUAACAAUGAUGAUGAUGUUAGUGUUGCUGCUGUUGUUGUUGCGGUUUUUGUUGUUGAUAAUAUUUUGUUUUCUUCAGUUAUUUUUUUGUUAUUGUUACUCUCUCUCUCUCUCUGUUGCACCUCCCCAAUUUUAUUCUCUCUUCUCCCAUCUUUGGAACCCUCUAACAAAGACUAUUUUUAAUUAUCACUGGUGCUGUUCUUGUUAUUAUCGUUGCUGUCCUCUCCAGUCAUGACCCUCCACCUCUAAUAAUUCCCCCUCCCCUGUAAAUUCUCUCCCCUCACACUUUACCUCACGUCAUUGAACUACGACUGCUGCUGCUGUUGUUAUUGUUGUCUUGCCUAUCAUUCCUGCUCCUUGCCUUUUUCAUUGUUACUAAAGAAUCCUGUUGUUGUUACCUGUUUACUGUGAUGUUGGGAACUGCAUGGCAAGGGGAGGCCUGCUAUGCUUUACUCUCAAGGAACAAAAACUCUGCCUGUUGGACAUAUGAACGUAGAAAGAUGAGGACUGUGCGAAUUUCCGAGAGAGGGAGAGAGAAGGAGACAGUGGGUGUGUGUGUGUAUUUAUGUAUAUAGGAGAAAAUGAAAUGUCUGUUGUAUACGUAAAUGAGUGUUUGUGUAUGUGUGCAUGUAUGUACAGUGCUGUAUAUGUUUGUGUAUCUGGUGGCGGCAGGGUGUGUAUAUUUUUAUCUCUCCAUUUACACUCUCUCUCUCUCUCUUUCUUUCUUAAGUCUUUCGAUUUUUUAAAAAAUGAUUCCUCUUACCCUUGUUAUUUUCCCACUUCACCCCAUUCCUCACAUUCUUUUUUCCUUUCCUAAUUCCAUCUCCCAUAUUUCUCUCUUUCCCUACACACACACACUCUUUCCUUUCCCAGUCUUCAAUUUGUUUUCCUUUCAUUUAUUCCUCCUCCUCUUCGGCUUCCUAAGAGCAUUCAUACUUUCUUGUUCUUAUGUAGCAAAUGUGUUAAAAAUGUAUAAAUUUUUUUAAACAGCACCAAAAGACAAGCGCAACAGCAGCAGUAGCAGCCACCACCACCUCCACCACAACAACAACAGCAAAUAUACCACUGAAUUUCUUUGAACUUGUAUUCUAGCCAAACUGUAUAUUAAAUCUAUUAAAAGAACAAAAAAUAUUGUUUCUUCUUCACAAUAAAAUAUAUAAUAAUAAUAAUACUAAUAGAGAUGAAA
Messenger RNA from Octopus sinensis (East Asian common octopus), 7129 nucleotides. Its product is annotated as E3 ubiquitin-protein ligase UBR3. Lineage: Eukaryota; Metazoa; Mollusca; Cephalopoda; Octopoda; Octopodidae. Gene Ontology annotation, biological process: ubiquitin-dependent protein catabolic process via the N-end rule pathway; protein ubiquitination. The transcript has 37 exons. Bases 434 to 5890 code for a protein of 1818 amino acids. Gene Ontology annotation, molecular function: zinc ion binding; ubiquitin protein ligase activity. The record is from RefSeq and is a predicted model, not a curated record. Gene Ontology annotation, cellular component: cytoplasm; ubiquitin ligase complex.